Molecule: messenger RNA, 1919 nt
Organism: Hibiscus syriacus
Lineage: Eukaryota; Viridiplantae; Streptophyta; Magnoliopsida; Malvales; Malvaceae
Product: serine/threonine-protein kinase BSK6-like
Exons: 10
Coding region: 299-1771 (490 amino acids)
Biological process (GO): brassinosteroid mediated signaling pathway; protein phosphorylation
Molecular function (GO): ATP binding; protein kinase activity; protein binding
Source: RefSeq, a predicted model, not a curated record
UCUUAAUGCAACUUUACCAAAUUCAAGACCAAACUAACCCACAUUCUCAUAAAUCUUCUUUCCCACGUCAGUGUUUUUCUUAUGACCAAACCAAACUAUGAUCUUGUCCAACGUUUACCUCUACCUCUACGCGUAUGAAAGAACAACCUUUUUUUUUAGUUUUGAUAUUAUCCAUUAGAAGGCAAAGUUUGGAUUUACGAAGAUCACAGUUCGGGAUUGUUGCAGACAUGUACGGUGUCUGAUCAUUUGACUUUCCAUUGAUUCUCCGUCAUUUGGCUUGAAAGAAAGAAGAAGAAAAAUGGGAGCUCGUUGUUCUAAAUUCUCCAUCUGUUGGUUUCACUCUCACCUUAAAGCUUCCGUCCUCGAAUCCUCCGAUUUUGAGAAUGGUGGCAAAGGUGAGAAGAACACAUGGCCGAGUUUCACUGAGUUUAGCUUGGAGCAACUCAAAGCUGCUACGUCCGGCUUUUCUUCCGAUAACAUAGUGUCGGAACAUGGUGAAAAAGCUCCGAACGUUGUUUACAAAGGGAAGCUCGACAAUGAGCGUUGGGUUGCCGUUAAACGGUUUAACAAGUUCGCGUGGCCUGAUUCUCGCCAAUUCCUCGAGGAAGCCAAAGCUGUUGGGAAUUUAAGGAGUGAGCGGUUGGCAAAUCUGAUCGGCUGUUGCUGUGAGGGCGAUGAGAGAUUGUUGGUCGCCGAGUUUAUGCCCAAUGAAACCUUGGCUAAGCAUCUUUUUCACUGGGAAAAUCAGCCAAUGAAAUGGGCAAUGAGGUUGAGGGUGGCACUCUAUUUGGCUCAAGCUUUGGAGUACUGUAGCAGUAAAGGGAGAGCUUUGUACCAUGAUCUCAAUGCUUAUAGGAUUUUGUUUGAUGAUGAUGGUAAUCCCAGGUUGUCUUGUUUUGGGCUCAUGAAGAACAGCAGAGAUGGGAAGAGUUAUAGUACAAACUUAGCUUUUACACCUCCAGAAUACCUUAGAACAGGUCGAGUGACUCCGGAAAGUGUUGUGUAUAGCUUUGGAACCUUGCUGCUGGAUCUUAUGAGUGGCAAGCAUAUUCCUCCCAGCCAUGCACUUGAUUUGAUCCGCGGCAAGAAUUUUCUCAUGUUGAUGGAUUCUGCUUUGGAAGGCCAUUUCUCAAACGAUGACGGAACAGAGUUAGUGCGGUUAGCUACUCGCUGUUUGCAGUAUGAAGCCCGUGAGAGGCCAAACGCGAAAUCUCUCGUCAUAUCUCUCAUGUCAGUUCAGAAGGAAGCAGAGGUACCAUCAUAUGUGUUGAUGGGUAUUCCACAUGGAACUGCUUCGAAACAGCCCUUGUCGUUGACACCGUUUGGAGAGGCUUGCAUGAGGAUUGAUCUUACUGCUAUACAUGAGAUAUUGGAGAAGAUGGGAUACAAAGAUGACGAGGGAAUAGCUAAUGAGCUUUCUUUUCAAAUGUGGACCAGCCAAAUGCAAGAAACCUUGAACUCCAAGAAACAUGGUGAUACUGCUUUUCGAGCUAAGGAUUUUGCAACCGCAAUUGACCGCUACACACAGUUCAUUGAUGGCGGGACCAUAGUGUCACCGACCGUAUACGCCAGACGCUGCUUGUCUUACUUGAUGAAUGAUAAGCCGCAACAGGCUCUUGGGGAUGCAAUUCAAGCGCAGGUGGUGUCGCCACAGUGGCCAACUGCUCUGUAUUUACAAGCAACUUGCUUCUUUAGCCUAGGUAUGGAAACUGAUGCCCAAGAAACCCUCAACGAUGGCACCAACUUGGAAGCCAAAAGGACCAAAAGCUGAAUAUUGUAUAGGUUUUCAUAUUGUUUCAUUUAUUUAUCUUCCGCGUUUUCUCCCCAUAGUUUUUCUCCAGGCUCUUGUAUUUAUUAUGGGUUUUCGCUGCAUAGCAGAACUCUUCAGUAUUCUUCAAUAUUUAUCGUUGGUUUUGAAA